AUGGUGCAGCAGCGGGGCGCGAGGGCCAAGCGGGAUGGCGGGCCGCCGCCCCCGGGGCCCGGGACUACCGAGGAGGGGGCGCGCGAGCCCGGCUGGUGCAAGACCCCGAGCGGCCACAUCAAGAGGCCAAUGAACGCGUUCAUGGUGUGGUCGCAGCACGAACGGCGGAAGAUCAUGGACCAGUGGCCCGACAUGCACAACGCCGAGAUCUCCAAGCGCCUGGGCCGCCGCUGGCAGCUGCUGCAGGACUCAGAGAAGAUCCCGUUCGUGCGGGAGGCGGAGCGGCUGCGACUCAAGCACAUGGCGGAUUACCCGGACUACAAGUACCGGCCGCGCAAAAAGAGCAAGGGGGCGCCCGCUAAGGCGCGGCCCCGCCCCCCCGGCGGCAGCGGCGGCGGCAGUCGGCUCAAGCCCGGGGCGCAGCUGCCUGGCCGUGGGGGCCGCCGAGCGCCGGGAGGGCCUUUGGGGGGCAGCGCAGCAGCGCCGGACGACGACGACGACGACGAGGAGCUACUGGAGGUGCGUCUGGUGGAGACCCCCGGGCGGGAGCUGUGGAGGAUGGUCCCGGCGGGACGGGCCGCCCGGGGACCGGUGGAGCGCACCCAGGGGCCGUCGGGCGAGGGGCCGGCAGCUACCGCCGCCUCCCCGACCCCGUCGGAGGACGAAGAACAGGAGGAAGAAGAGGAGGAGGGGGCGGCAGCGGAGGAAGGCGAGGAGGAGACGGUGGCGUCGGAGGAGGAGCCGCUGGGCUUUCUGACUAGGCUGCCCCCCGGCCCUGCUGGACUGGACUGCAGCGCCCUGGACCGCGACCCGGACCUGCCACCCCCUUCGGGCACGUCGCACUUCGAGUUCCCGGACUACUGCACCCCUGAGGUUACCGAGAUGAUCGCAGGGGACUGGCGCCCGUCUAGCAUCGCCGACCUGGUUUUCACCUACUGA
Molecule: messenger RNA, 939 nt
Organism: Orycteropus afer afer
Lineage: Eukaryota; Metazoa; Chordata; Mammalia; Tubulidentata; Orycteropodidae
Gene: SOX12
Product: SRY-box transcription factor 12
Exons: 1
Coding region: 1-939 (312 amino acids)
Biological process (GO): negative regulation of transcription by RNA polymerase II; cell differentiation; anatomical structure morphogenesis
Molecular function (GO): DNA-binding transcription factor activity, RNA polymerase II-specific; RNA polymerase II cis-regulatory region sequence-specific DNA binding
Source: RefSeq, a predicted model, not a curated record